AUGGUCGGCUUCCCACUUCAUCACCCAAAGGGCCGCGAAUUGACAGGUGGCGACCUUUUGGCACAAUGCUUGAAACACCUUGGUGUCGAGGUCGCAUUCGGGCUCCAUGGCGGCCACUUGGAUGCUUUCUUAAUGGGAUGCGAGGAUAUAGGGAUUCGUUUGGUGGACACUAGACACGAAACCGUUGCUGUGCAAGCAGCCGAGGGCUAUUGCCGAAUCAGUACAAAGCCUGGAGUAUGCUUUGUCACGGCAAACAGUGGGUUCUCGAAUGGACUCCCUGGCUUGGCCACUGCCUACGGCGACCGCAGCCCGAUCCUCUGUAUAACCUCCUCGCCACCGCUACGGGAUACAGAGAACAACUCACUUCAGGGGUCAAUCGAUCAGGUUGUGGCGGCAAGACCCAUUACAAAGUUUGCUCAUCGAGUCGUGACGCCGGAGGAAUGUCCAAGAAUAGUAUCCCAUGCGCUUCGAGUUGCUCAAUCUGGGCCCCCUGGUCCUGUCCUUCUUGACUUCCCAAUUGACGUACUAUUUACCCCGGUUAAUCCCAACCUUAUUGCUUGGGGAUCGAUUACUUCACCUCCCUCGUUCCCUCCAGCCCCCCACACUGCGGCCGUUGAAGCGGCCGUCAAGUUAUUCAGUUCUGCCCAGAGACCAGUCAUAAUUACAGGGACUGGAGCAAGAGGUCAACCGGCACGCCGACAACUGUUCAAAUUAGCCGAGGACUGCAGCAUCCCGGUAUUCAACACGUCAAAAUAUGCAUCUCGCACUCCGUCGUCACCCAUGCUCUCCCAAGCCACAGCAGGAACUCUAGCAAUACUUCCCCUGGUACAAAUGGCACGUCCAGACCUGGUUGUUCUUUUAGGCGCACGAACAGGAAUGUUUCUCGGUGGCCGAUCUGGUGCUAUCAUUCCGGACAAAGAUUGCAAACUCAUUCAAGUCGAUUGCGAUGGGAGUGAAAUCGGCCGCUCUCAUCCGGUCGACCUUGGUAUUGUCUCGGAUGUUGAAGCUUUCCUCUCAGCAGUGAACGCAGCUUUAGGCUCGACUGCCGCUACAAAUGUCGAUAAAUCCUGGGUACAAUCAGUCCUUGGAUUAGCGUCUAUGGAGUCACCAUACGAAAAGGAACCGGAGGUGACAGAUUCUGGACGCCUCCAUCCAUACCAUGCUGUGAAAAAUCUCGUCUCUGGAAUAGAGCCCGGUAGUAUCAUCGUCUUAGAUGGUGGUGAAGCUUCGGCAUGGGUCGGAGAUCUUGCCUCGCGUUGUCAACCGCAUACAGUCAUGACUGCCACUGGUUAUCUAGGAUUCCUGGGUAACGGCUUCGGAUAUACGCUAGGAUGUGCCAUUGCAGCUCCAGAUCGGAAGGUUGUGAACAUUCAGGGCGAUGGCUCCGCUGGAUUCCACCUGAUGGAGCUAGAUACCUACAAGCGAUUCGGUUUAAACAUCAUGACUGUCGUUGUGAACAACUCAAGCUGGGGCAUGAGCUCCAACGGACAGGAUCUCGUCUACGGAACCGAUCAUCCCGCGCGACCUAUCAGCGCCCUGAGCUCAGCGACUGAAUAUGAUGUUGUCGCCAAGGGGUUGCAAAAUACCACGGCCAAAAUCUCUCAAAUCGCAGAGAUUCGAAGUACCGUCACCAAAUUCCAACAGACAUCCGGUCCAAGCUGCAUCAAUCUCAUCGUGGAUCGAAAGCCAGUUCAUCCUGUCACAACAGCUAUGGAGUGGACUCCCUCGUAG
Penicillium cataractarum is the source of this 1731-nucleotide messenger RNA. RefSeq names its product thiamine pyrophosphate-binding protein. Gene Ontology annotation, molecular function: thiamine pyrophosphate binding; magnesium ion binding; acetolactate synthase activity. The record is from RefSeq and is a predicted model, not a curated record. Bases 1 to 1731 code for a protein of 576 amino acids. Gene Ontology annotation, cellular component: acetolactate synthase complex; mitochondrion. Gene Ontology annotation, biological process: L-valine biosynthetic process. NCBI's taxonomy places the organism in Eukaryota, Fungi, Ascomycota, Eurotiomycetes, Eurotiales, Aspergillaceae. The transcript has 5 exons.